Molecule: messenger RNA, 3576 nt
Organism: Corylus avellana
Lineage: Eukaryota; Viridiplantae; Streptophyta; Magnoliopsida; Fagales; Betulaceae
Product: calcium-dependent protein kinase 26
Biological process (GO): protein phosphorylation
Molecular function (GO): protein kinase activity; ATP binding; calcium ion binding
Source: RefSeq, a predicted model, not a curated record
UCGAAGAAGAAGAAGAAGAAGAGUAGCCGUUGAAAAUGGAAGUUUAUUAGAUCAAUUAUUUUUCUUCAAGUCUCCAUUGAACAUCUCCAUCUUUGAGCUACGUGGACUCUGUUUCCCUGCUCUCUCAUUUUCACCUACUGGUGAAUGGGGAGAUACUUGUUGUGCAAAAGGCGGUGAAAAUCAGCGCAGGCGACUUGCGAGUUGUUUGGUGGGCAUCCUUAAUCUUCCAAAAGGAAAGUUUUAUUUAGGAUUAGGGGCUGGUUGAGUCUUUGAUUUUGUCAGUGAACGAAGAGGUUCUUGAUUGUUCAAUAGGCGGCGAAAGUUGGUGUGGGCGAAUUUGUUUGGUGGGCAUCCUUGAAUCUUCCAAAGGGAAAUUUUUAUGUAGGAUUAGGAGCUGGUUGAGUCUUUGAUUUUGUCAGUGAAUGAAGAGGUUCUUGAUUGUGCAAUAGGCGGUUAAAGUCAGCGUGGGCGAAUUGUGGAUUGUUUCGUGGGCAUCCUUGAAUCUUCCAAAAGGAAAAUUUUAUUUAGGAUUAGGGGCUGGUUGAGUCUUUGAUUUUGUCCGUGAACGAAGAGGUUCUUGAUUGUGCAAUUGGCGGUUAAAGUCGGUGUGGGCGAAUUGUGGGUUGUUUGGUAGGCAUCCUUGAAUCUUCCAAAGGGAAAUUUUUAUUUAGGAUUAGGGGCUGGUUGAGUCUUUGAUUUUGUCAGUGAACGAAGCGGUUCUUGAUUGUGCAUCUUGAUUGUGCAAUAGGCGGUUAAAGUCGGCUGGGCGAAUUGUGGGUUGUUUGGUGGGCAUCCUUGAAUCUUCCAAAGGGAAAUUUUUAUUUAGGAUUAGGAGUUGGUUGAGUCUUUGAUUUUGUCAGUGAACAAAGAUGUUCUUGAUUGUGCAGUAGGCGGUUAAAGUCGGUGUGGGCGAAUUGUGGGUUGUUUGGUGGGCAUCCUUGAAUCUUCCAAAGGGAAAUUAUUAUUUAGGAUUAGAGGCUGGUUGAGUCUUUGAUUUUGUCAGUGAACGAAGCGGUUCUUGAAUGUGCAAUAGGCAGUUAAAGUCGGCUGGGCGAAUUGUGGGUUGUUUGGUGGGCAUCCUUGAAUCUUCCAAAGGGAAAUUUUUAUUUAGGAUUAGGAGUUGGUUGAGUUUUGAUUUUGUCAGUGAACGAAGAUGUUCUUGAUCGUGCAAUAGGCGGUUAAAGUCUGCCUGGGCGAAUUGUGGGUUGUUGGGUGGGUGUCCUUGAAUCUUCCAAAGGGAAAUUUUUAUUUAGGAUUAGGGGCUGAGGUUCUUCAUUGCGCAAUAGGCGGUUAAAGUUGGCGUGAGCGAAUUGUGGAUUGUUUUGUGGGCAUCCUUGAAUCUUCCAAAAGGAAAAUUUUAUUUAGGAUUAGGAGCUGGUUGAGUCUCUGAAUUUCUCAGUGAAUGAAGAGAUUAUUGAUUGUGCAAUAGGCAAUUAAGUGAGCGUGGGUUAAUUGUGGGUUGUUUCAUGGGCAUCCUUGAAUCUUCCAAAAGUAGAUCUUUUCGGCUCAACUACUCUGUUUCUGACCACUCCAGUUCUAGCUUGAAUUCCCAGCAGCUCAUUGCCGCAGAGAUCUCCAAAGAAAACCCCAAAGAUGAAAACGUUCCUCACCUUUCUGACCAAUCCAGUUCCAGCUUGAAUUCUCAAGAGCUCAUUGCCCCAGAGAUCUCCAAAGAAAACCCCAAAGAUGAAAACUUACCUGCCAUUAAUCCCCCCAAGAAAGAGGCCAUCGUGAGCCGUGGAAUUAAUAACAAAGCUUAUCAUGUCUUGGGACAUAAGACCGCUAACUUCCGUAAGCUGUACGUGUUGGGUCGUGAAUUACGACGGGAACUGCGUGGGAGUACUUAUUUAUGCAUGGAGAUUGCCACGGAGAUUAAGUAUGCCUGUAAGUUUAUCUCAAAGAAGAAGUUGAAUUCUGAGGAGGAAGUGGAGGACGUUAGGAGGGAGAUUCAGAUACUGCACCAUUUAGCAGGUCACAAGAAUAUUGUGACCAUCAAGGCUGCUUAUGAGGAUCCCUCGUAUGUGUAUAUUGUGAUGGAGCUUUGUGAAGGUGGUGAAUUGUUUGAACGGAUCAACCAGAGGAGACGUUACAGUGAGAGAGAGGCUGCUGAAUUAACAAAGAUCAUUGUAGGGGUUGUUGAGUAUUGCCACUUGCUCGGGGUUAUGCAUAGAGAUCUAAAGCCUGAGAACUUCUUGUUGCUUGACAAAGAUGAUGAUUUCUCUCUCAAAGCUGUUGAUUUUGGGCUCGCUGUUUUCUUUGAACCAGGCCAAGUUUUCACUGAUAUGGCUGGAAGCGGACAUUACAUGGCUCCCGAGGUAAUCGACAGGCGGUAUGGGCCAGAAGCAGAGGUAUGGACAGCAGGGGCCAUACUAUAUAAAUUGCUAAGUGGUGUGCCUCCACUUUGGACAGAAACAGAACAGGGAGUAUUUGAUGCAGUGUUGAAGGGACAUAUUGACUUUGAAUCAGACCCAUGGCCCCAAAUAUCUGGCAGUGCAAAGCACCUAAUCCGGAAAAUGCUAUGUUCUCAGCCUUCAGAACGUUUGACUGCUCAUGAAGUUUUAUGCCAUCCUUGGAUACGUCAAAAUGGAGUUGCUCCUGAUACAGCACCGGAUCCAGCUGUACUUUCUCGUUUAAAACAGUUCUCUGCAAUGAAUAAGUUUAAGAAGAAAGCUUUACGGGUAAUAGCUGAAAGCCUUUCUGAGGAAGAGAUUGCUGGUUUGAGAGAGAUGUUUAAGGUGAUGGAUACUGAUAACAGUGGUGCAAUUACGUAUUAUGAACUGAAAGCUGGUUUGCAAAGAUAUGGCUCUGUCUUGAAGGAUACAGAAAUACUUGGUCUUUUGGAAGCCGCUGAUGUGGACUAUAGUGGCACUAUCGAAUAUGGGGAAUUUAUAGCUGCAACAAUUAAUCUUAACAAACUAGAAUGUGAGGAAAAUCUCAUUGCAGCAUUUCAAUACUUCGACAAGGAUGGAAAUGGUUACAUCACAGUUGAUGAGCUCCAGCAAGCUUGUCCAGAACAUAACAUGACUGUCGCUUAUCUUGAGCAUAUUGAAGAUAUAAUCAGAGAUGUUGAUCAAGAUAAUGAUGGAAGGAUCAAUUAUGGUGAAUUUGUUGCUUUGAUGCGAAAGGGUAAUGUUGAUAUUGGAAGACGAAACACGCAAAACAGACUGAAAUUGGGUUCAAUUUGGAUUGUAUUGCCGCUUUCAUGAUUUCCUUCAACAAGGGGGCGCAAAAGCUUUCUUGAUUUACAUCCAAAAGACUUGUUUAUUUCUGUUGUGUCUAAACUUGUUUUCCUGUAUAUUGACUUGGCACGUUGGCUGGCUGUACAGCAAAGGCAGAAGAAAAUUAGUGAUGAAGCUUUGAGAAACAAUUUCAAUUCCUUGGCUCGAAAACCAUAUCUUGUGUUACAGAAGAUUUGGGCCCCGGAGGUUCUGUGCUUGAGCAUUUACUAGAGGGAUGCAUUUAUGGUGCUGUGUGACUGAUCAAGAAAAUAUUUGUAAGCUUUGUACACUUAAUAUGGAAUAGGAUCGGAGCCAUUUCAUGGUUAAGAUUUAAUGUUCUAUUUAAUAGUGUGGAUGC